AUGCCAUUCCCAAUGACAUAUGUUGAGUUUAAGGAGUUGAUCUACAUGAGAUCAUGGCAGGCAUCAGGACUAUUGGUAUUCUAUUACUACUUCAUGUUGAUACUUGGUCUAUUCUACUUCAUUUCUAGCAUCGUCUGGCAGACAAAGUAUCAUGGUGUUGGUGGAUUCUUCCUUGGACUACUCUACGGAUCAUUGAGAUUGUUAUUAUGUUGGUUCAUUGCUAGAUUAUCAACAGAGGUCAUGUUGUCCAUCCUGUGCAUUAGGGAUGGUAUCUAUUCCAAGACUGUACAACAACCAGCUUCUGCUUCUGCUACUUCCUCUUCAUCUGCACCAUCCAACAACAACAACAAUAACUACAACACAAUUGGCGUAGACCUAAACAAGCAACAAACCAGCAACCAGCAGUCAAACUACCAGGUUGAGUCAUACAAUUCAAACCUU
This is a messenger RNA of Acytostelium subglobosum LB1, 441 nucleotides long. RefSeq lists its product as hypothetical. The record is from RefSeq and is a predicted model, not a curated record. The annotation marks the transcript as partial. Lineage: Eukaryota; Evosea; Eumycetozoa; Acytosteliales; Acytosteliaceae. The transcript has 3 exons.